AUGUACAGGCAACAGCGCAUCCUCGACCUCAUGCAAUCACAGAGCGCACAAAGCGCUCCCCAAGACAACCGCCUCAGUGUUGAAGAAGUAAAGGCGCAGAUCAUGGCCAACUGCACCACUCUAUGGACCAUCCUCCGAGCCCAGAAGAACCAACCGAGUUACAACGAAUACGGACGGGAAAGCGAGCCAAGAUACCAUCUCCGGGGAUCUCCCAAGCCACCGAAACUCAACCUCAUCACCACAAAGCGGGACAUCAAGACCGUCAAGACCGUCACGGCCGAUGUAGUGUACGAGACGCAGCCCCCUCGUCAUGCGGUCAUGUUGCGCGGUCCUGAUGCGUGGACCCAGCGCGAGGCCUAUGAAAGGCUGCUUGCUAUGACGGAGGAGAUUAUUGCACGGAAGUGGAAUGCCUUCAUUGAUUUGGGAGAGCUGACUUUUGUGGGGGGGUUCGGGAAUGGGUAUUAUGUUGCUAAGCAUUAA
Messenger RNA from Fulvia fulva, 480 nucleotides. RefSeq lists its product as uncharacterized. The record is from RefSeq and is a predicted model, not a curated record. The transcript is spliced from 3 exons. Bases 1 to 480 code for a protein of 159 amino acids. NCBI's taxonomy places the organism in Eukaryota, Fungi, Ascomycota, Dothideomycetes, Mycosphaerellales, Mycosphaerellaceae.